Caretta caretta (loggerhead turtle) is the source of this 1414-nucleotide messenger RNA. Its product is annotated as lysozyme C. Gene Ontology annotation, biological process: defense response to Gram-negative bacterium; defense response to Gram-positive bacterium. Gene Ontology annotation, molecular function: lysozyme activity. The record is from RefSeq and is a predicted model, not a curated record. NCBI's taxonomy places the organism in Eukaryota, Metazoa, Chordata, Testudines, Cheloniidae.
UAAACUGUUCUCUUAGGGUGUAGAAAGCCAGUCAUUACUGAGACUUAUUAGUGUAAGUUUAAAAUAGCACUUGCUCAGCAUAAGAAUACCUAGCAAUACCUAGACAGAGCAUAUAGGCCACAAGCGAGGUAUCAUUAUCCCCUUUCUGCAUAUGGGGAAACUGAGGCAGAGGUAAAGUAACUUGUUCAAGGUCACCCGGCAGACCAGAGGCAAAGCUUGCACUACAAUGUAGGUCUGUUGGAUCCCAGUCCAGUGCCCAGUCCACUAGGCACACUGCAUUUCCAAAGACAUAGCAGAACUUACAGAUGCCACAGAGAACUAGACAACCUUUUAACCCACCUACCAAAGUAUUUGCAGUUUAUCAUUCAAAGCUGAGAGCUGCAGGGAGGGGCUGCUGCUUUAGCUGCCCAGUGUGGCAGGAGGGACAACUGAGAGCUAAGGGAAGGGCCACUGCUUUCCGGGCGGAGCGUGAUUUGAGCUGUUCCCUGUUGUUCCUCCCCACUAUUAGCAGGCACACAUCGUCUCUAGUCUCAGUGAUAGGAGCCUGGGCUUGCUACACCACCAGCAUGAAGGCUUUGCUAAUCCUGGGGCUUCUCCUCCUGCCCCUGGCUGCUCGUGGGAAGACCUAUGAAAGGUGUGAGCUGGCAAGAGCAAUGAAAAGGCUUGGGCUGGAUGGAUACCAGGGCUACAGCUUGGGACAUUGGGUGUGCGCAGCAAGAUACGAGAGCAACUUUAACACAGGAGCCACGAACUAUAACCCCGGUGACCAAAGCACUGACUAUGGGAUUUUACAGAUCAACAGCCACUGGUGGUGUAAUGAUGGCAAGACUCCAAGAGCCAAGAACACAUGUAAAAUCCAGUGUCAUGAGUUACUGACAGCAGACAUUACAGCGAGUGUAAAUUGUGCAAAGAGAGUUGUUCACGAUCCUAAUGGCAUGGGUGCAUGGGUGGCAUGGAGAAAGAACUGCAAAGGACGAGAUGUCUCCCUGUGGAUCCGUGGCUGUGGGCUAUAAAGUGAUGGGGUUUAUCGCAUCUUGGUUCCCUUAUAAAUAAGGAGCUUUUCACAUAGAGCAAAAUAUUCUCUUUGCUUGCUUCCCUUUUACAAUUAAUCAUGUUCAGAAUAAAAAAAAUUCAGGAGAAAGGUUUGCAGGGCAACUGACUGGUAAAAUGCAAAUAUUUUACUCCUUGCUGUGGAUCGUUCCAUGUGACCAGCUGCAGUAACUUAUUUUGUGUUCUACACAGUUUUAAAGAGCUCCUAUUAGCUCUGUAUUAUGUAUACACAUUAGAAUAAGCCAGAUCUGUUUUUCCUGUGAGAUCCUGCUACUACUUUGUUCUGCUAAUUAGUAAUAUUAUGUCAUCUUGCUUUCGAGCUCACAUUCAUUACACUCAAUAAAAUUACUUACUUUGCGCAUCA